UAUUCUGAGUAUCAUACGACGAGAUCGUCGAGGGGAUGGCGAGCUACGACGACAAUGAAACCAAUCUAGUGGAGGACGAGUACGACGACCUUGAUGAUUUCAUAGUCGGAAGCGAGGACGGCGAUAAUGUGGCCGGGGAGGAGGAUCAGGACUUACCGGAGGCUUAUGAGGAUGAGGAUGAGGAUCAGGAAGAAGAGGAAGAGGAAGAGGAGGAGGAGCCUCCGGUUGGCCAGCAGGAGAUCCUUUCCUUUAGGGAGCAAUUAAAGGCCAAUGCCAGGAGAAAAUACCAGGCCAACGCCGGUAGCUGCUCAUCGUCCGUGCAACCGCCGGUCAAUUCCACAUUUGGCACCUUCUUUGGGCCAUCCACGCCUGCACUUGCUCCCAGACUCAUCGAGGCAGGGUGCUCCUCGAUAAUGAAAGAUAUUCAGAACGUGCCGUCCAGAAAAGUUGCUGUGCCGCCGGCUUCCAAGACGAAGCCAGAUGCAAGCGCCCACCAGCAGAAACCCAAAAUUGUAACUCAGGAGAAACGAAAGGUUGAUACGCUUCGAGAGAAUCGGGACUACUCGAACCUCUUCUCUGACGAUGCAGAUACCCCACCAAUGAAGGAAGAACCUGAAAUUAAGCCUGUCGUGGCUCCUAAAUCUGGUGUUGAAGUUGGUGGGAUGAAACCGACGCAUUCUGCUGGAAAAAAAAAAGUGCCUGCAACUACAACCCAACCUGCCAGAGCAUCCACGGGCCAUGGACCCAUCCAGAGUCGUGUGCAGAGUAAGGUGUGUUCUCAGGUGAAGCGGCCUCUGCCAAACGGGCGGAAGACGAAUAAUGCUGUCAAGAACGGAUCCAUGUCUCCGAAGGUCAUGAAAUCACCGGUGUUACAGCCAUCCUCCAAUGGACAAAACCUGCAGCGCUGGAUGCAGAGCAAGAAGCCACUCUCGUCACCGGCUGUCCAGAGGCAGCAGUCACAAAUCCAGCGACCACCGCAGCAGAGUCAGAGGCAGCAGAACCACGCCCUACCGUCGACGCAAGCCAGGAAGAUGAGUUCUUCUGCCCAAAGCCAGCCGCCUUCCCAGAAGGGCUCUGUUCAGUCCCACGACAGGCCGAAGUUAGGACAGAGACAAUUGGCUCCUUCCUCAAAACCACAGCCAUCUCGAGCAAAUGCAGUUUAUGGCGAUCAGGCAAAGAAAAAGGGUGCAGUGAAGAGGAAACCCAGGGAAGAGGACAAAGCUAUUCAGAUGAUCAGAUCCAUGUUCAAAUACAAUCCUGAUAAAUGGGCAGGCAGGGAUGAAGAUGAUAGGGGCAUGGAGGCAGAUUAUGCCAGCAUACAGAAGGAAGAGAGAAGAAGUGCAAAACUUGCAAGAAAAGAGGAUGUCGAGCAAUAUCAACUGAUCCAGGAAGAGGAGCGGCAAGAGCGGGCCAGGAAGAAGAGAAAGCAACGGGAGCAAUCCUAGAAGGUUCCCGGACCGUACGGACACCUCCGUUUGCGUAGCGAAUGUUAUCGUAUUGCUCGCAUUGCGGUGACGCGCCUAGUAAUGAAAAGUGUGCACUUUAAUACGGAGUAUUAUUUUCCGGGACAUAAAGUUAAGGAUUGUCAUCUCACAAGUCACGAGACCAUAGAUUGUUGAAUUUUUAUGGUCUGUCUUGUUCGCA
Molecule: messenger RNA, 1644 nt
Organism: Brachypodium distachyon (stiff brome)
Lineage: Eukaryota; Viridiplantae; Streptophyta; Magnoliopsida; Poales; Poaceae
Product: neurofilament heavy polypeptide
Exons: 9
Coding region: 36-1445 (469 amino acids)
Biological process (GO): nucleosome assembly; regulation of DNA-templated transcription
Cellular component (GO): nucleolus
Molecular function (GO): histone binding; DNA binding
Source: RefSeq, a predicted model, not a curated record